UGCAUCUAUAUAAUCUAUAUCCUUAAGUGUUGAAUAUAAGCAAAACAUUACCUAAAUUUCUUAUUAACUGGGUGUUUUAAAUGUGCACCCGAAGUUAAUUAAUUAUUAAUACCUAAAUACACAAUGGCUUUCCCUACUGAAGUUAAACAAGCGUAAAACAUGUAAUGUUUAAAAUCCUGUGCAACUCUUCCAAUGUUAGUUUAAAGCAAUAAAUAUGAUUAAACGACGUUUUCGUUUUCCACAAUUAGUGAUCGUUGUUGACGCGAACAAAGGACAGCAAUAAUAAUUUUCCAUGUUCACCCUUAUCAUGUACCGAGAAUAAACUUUUUUUGAACCGUUAUGUACUCGCCGGACAAAAUGAUGGGCUCGAAGGGCCCUACUGGAUUACAUGGACCGAUUACGACGACGGGAGCCUGUUUUCCGGGCAGAUACUCACCGACCUAUAGAAGUCCGGAACCUAUGGGAAGGCGAUGUAUGCCCAAUCCGUCGAGUCGAAUACUAGAGGAUGCUUCAAUUAUGUGUAAUUCGUGGUCGCCUAAAUAUAAUUUAUACGAAGGAAUGAAUAAGAUUCACAUGUAUAAUAGAGAUCAGGGCGAUUUAUUCUCCGGACUCAACGAUGGACUGAUUAGUAGGGCGGAAGCCCUCGCCGCCGUAGACAUAAAACAUCAAGGUACCGGCGGCCCUGCAGGACUUCCACAAUUGAAACACGACAUGAUGUACCAUCAUGGCAUGGGAGCGCCUCCACCUGUUAGCCGACCGCAGAUGGGGCACAUGGAUGGAUUAGAGAUGCUCGACCCUAUAUCCACCUCAUCGAUGACAACGUUAACCCCGAUGUCCGAAACUCCAACCCACAUGCAUUCGUACGGCAUGAACCACGUAAUGAAUCACCACCAUCACCACGGCGGCCCACUUUCCGGCCACGGCGGACCAGGUCACCAUCCGGGUCAUCACACCGGUCAUCCCGGACCCCAUCAUCCUGCAAUGGCUGCCGCCGCGGCGGCGGUCGCGGGCUUGCAUCCCGACGCAGACACGGACCCUAGGGAGUUAGAGGCGUUCGCGGAAAGGUUUAAACAAAGAAGAAUAAAGUUAGGUGUGACGCAGGCGGACGUUGGGAAGGCGUUAGCUAAUUUAAAGUUACCGGGUGUCGGUGCGUUAUCGCAGUCGACGAUUUGUCGCUUCGAAUCGCUGACGUUAUCGCAUAACAACAUGAUAGCGUUAAAGCCGAUCCUGCAAGCGUGGCUGGAGGAGGCGGAGGCGCAGGCGAAGAACAAGCGAAGAGAUCCGGACGCUCCCAGUGUGCUUCCAGCCGGAGAAAAGAAGAGGAAACGAACGUCGAUAGCGGCGCCCGAAAAGCGAAGCCUGGAGGCGUACUUCGCGGUGCAGCCGCGACCUUCCGGAGAAAAAAUCGCGGCGAUCGCCGAAAAGUUAGACUUAAAAAAGAAUGUGGUGCGCGUAUGGUUUUGUAAUCAACGACAAAAGCAGAAAAGAAUGAAAUUUGCCGCGCAACACUGACAUGACGUGAAUUUUUCGGGAUUUCCCAUCAAUUAGAAAGCCUUUUGUAAAUGAUGUGUGGGGGACGUGUACAAAUUAGUUUUAAAUGAAAGGACCAUUUUGCAUUCCAUCGUCAUUAUUUUGCUCAAAGCACUAUAUAUAAAAUAUAACAUGAUAAAAUUGUGAUCACUUCCUAAGUUCUAAGAGAAAAGCGCGUUCGCCAAAUUUCAGCGUUUUUUGCUUCAAUUUGUGCGAUCGAUGCUAAUUAAUCCUCUGUAAAUACUAAUUAGUACAACUUUUAUACAAUUUUAAUCACAUAACUGUCUCCUAGUCGAUGUAAAAAGUAACAAAACGUGUAAAUACUAAAUGUAGUAAGUGAGCAACGUUCUAGUCAUUGUAUAGUCAAUAUUGAUGGCCCAUAGCACAGCAGUAUUAAGAUGAAAUGAACAGUAUUUUCGACAACUAAACGAUCUCAAGUGAUAUAUCAAUUUAUUUGUAGUAUAUAAAGAAAUUAUUUAAAAGUGCAAUAUAUAUUUUAGGCAAUAUUAUGUUUUUAUUUGUUUGUACAUUUUUAAUAUGUACAUAAGAAGUUUUCUACUUUGUUUUACAGUUAUAUGUAAAGUGAGCAAUAACAAGUGCAAAUACAUGUGAAAACAAGAAACGUUUCAAAAAGAAGCAUAGAACAGGGUAAGAGGACAUAUCACUUAAAUAGAUCUAGAGAGAAACAGAAAACAAACUAUCGCAUACAUAUCAAUUUACGGUAGGAUAAGUUUAUUUCUCCUACAGAAGGUGUACAUAAAUAAAGCAGAAGUCCUUUUCGUUGCCUCGUUUGUUAUAUUAUUUAUUUUCUUUGUUAUUUCUUCAUUCAGAAGUUGCUUAAAUGUAAAGAAUUUAAAAAGUACAAAGGUAACCGCGAUACGUUAAGCUCAAACCCUUUUAGUUACUCUGAAGUUGUCUAUUUGUUUAAUUUCAAUACUGAAUGCCCUUAUGUACAUCAUUUUCCA
Molecule: messenger RNA, 2495 nt
Organism: Photinus pyralis (common eastern firefly)
Lineage: Eukaryota; Metazoa; Arthropoda; Insecta; Coleoptera; Lampyridae
Gene: acj6
Product: inhibitory POU protein
Exons: 6
Coding region: 340-1512 (390 amino acids)
Biological process (GO): regulation of transcription by RNA polymerase II
Molecular function (GO): DNA-binding transcription factor activity, RNA polymerase II-specific; RNA polymerase II cis-regulatory region sequence-specific DNA binding
Source: RefSeq, a predicted model, not a curated record